Messenger RNA from Fukomys damarensis (Damara mole-rat), 3363 nucleotides. RefSeq names its product hyperpolarization activated cyclic nucleotide gated potassium channel 4 (gene Hcn4). Gene Ontology annotation, biological process: transmembrane transport; potassium ion transport. The transcript has 11 exons. Gene Ontology annotation, molecular function: voltage-gated potassium channel activity. The record is from RefSeq and is a predicted model, not a curated record. Gene Ontology annotation, cellular component: membrane. The coding region runs from base 1 to 3363 and encodes 1120 amino acids. Lineage: Eukaryota; Metazoa; Chordata; Mammalia; Rodentia; Bathyergidae.
AUGCAUGACGAGUUCUUCCACAGCUCCCAGGCUGACACUGGUUCCACCACCCCCUCAAUAGCACACAGGCUGGAGACGAAGCCUUCACACUUGGCCUUUGGGGACAUGCAAAGGGCAGCCCCCAAGAGCCUGCCCAGGGACACAGGCUUCUGCGGCAGCGCUGGAGGAAGCAGCCACUCUCACGGCCCUGACACCACGUUCCCGUGGCAGCCUCAGCCUGCAGCGUCUCCACAGACGCCUGGCCCGGGUCUGUGCUGUGUUGCUGCUGUCACCGCCAACUGCUCUGUCACCGUGGGACGCAUUUCCUCGAAGUCUUACCUCGAAGGGCUGGGUCCCACCCGCGCGCUCUGUGUGUGCCCCGCGAGUGUCCCCCACACCCUCCUCAACCGACGAAAGACUGGCGCGGGGCUCGCCCUUCGCCAGAGCUCCGGGAAAACCCUGGGAGCCGCCCCGGCGCCGCGCGUUUCCCGGAAACCCCCUCUCCAGGCGCGCUGCGGGAACGCACAGCUCCGCAUCCACGAGCGCCACGCCUCCCGGAGGGCUGGGGACCCGGGCAGGGAGGAGCCGAGCUGCGGGGAUGCGGGAGCCCCGAGCUCGGAGCGGGAGCCUAAGGGACCCAGCCCCCCAUCUGGAGCCUCGGCCUCCCGCGAGCAGCCCGUGGCGGACACCGCGAUCAAAGUGGAGGGAGGCGCGGCCGCCAGCGAUCAGAUCCUCCCGGAGGCGGAGGUACGUCUGGGCCAGGCCGGCUUCAUGCAGCGCCAAUUCGGGGCCAUGCUCCAGCCCGGGGUCAACAAAUUCUCACUAAGGAUGUUCGGCAGCCAGAAAGCCGUGGAGCGUGAGCAGGAGAGGGUGAAGUCCGCCGGGUUCUGGAUUAUUCAUCCCUACAGCGACUUCAGAUUUUACUGGGACCUGACCAUGCUGCUGCUGAUGGUGGGAAACCUGAUCAUCAUCCCUGUGGGCAUCACCUUCUUCAAGGAUGAGAACACCACACCCUGGAUCGUCUUCAAUGUGGUAUCAGAUACUUUCUUCCUCAUCGACUUGGUCCUCAACUUCCGCACAGGGAUAGUGGUUGAGGACAACACAGAGAUCAUCCUGGACCCACAGCGGAUUAAAAUGAAGUACCUGAAAAGCUGGUUUGUGGUGGACUUCAUCUCCUCCAUCCCCGUGGACUACAUCUUCCUCAUUGUGGAGACGCGCAUCGACUCAGAGGUUUACAAGACUGCCCGGGCCCUGCGCAUUGUCCGCUUUACCAAGAUCCUCAGCCUCCUGCGCCUCCUGCGUCUCUCCCGCCUCAUUCGAUAUAUUCACCAGUGGGAAGAGAUCUUCCACAUGACCUACGACCUGGCUAGUGCCGUGGUGCGCAUCGUGAACCUCAUCGGCAUGAUGCUCCUGCUCUGCCACUGGGACGGCUGCCUGCAGUUCCUGGUGCCCAUGCUGCAGGACUUCCCCAGUGACUGCUGGGUGUCCCUCAAUGAAAUGGUGAACAACUCCUGGGGGAAGCAGUACUCCUACGCCCUCUUCAAGGCCAUGAGCCACAUGCUGUGCAUUGGAUAUGGGAAGCAGGCGCCCGUGGGCAUGUCUGACGUCUGGCUCACCAUGCUCAGCAUGAUUGUGGGUGCCACCUGCUAUGCCAUGUUCAUCGGCCAUGCCACCGCCCUCAUACAGUCCCUGGACUCCUCCCGCCGCCAGUACCAGGAGAAGUAUAAGCAGGUGGAGCAGUACAUGUCCUUCCACAAGCUCCCGCCUGACACCCGGCAGCGCAUCCACGACUACUAUGAGCACCGCUACCAGGGCAAGAUGUUUGACGAGGAGAGCAUUCUGGGUGAAUUGAGUGAGCCACUGCGGGAGGAGAUCAUCAACUUUAACUGCCGGAAGCUGGUGGCUUCCAUGCCGCUGUUUGCCAAUGCGGACCCCAACUUUGUGACAUCCAUGCUGACCAAGCUACGCUUCGAGGUCUUCCAGCCCGGGGACUACAUCAUCCGUGAAGGCACCAUCGGCAAGAAGAUGUACUUCAUCCAGCACGGCGUGGUCAGCGUGCUCACCAAGGGCAACAAAGAGACUAAGCUGGCUGAUGGCUCCUAUUUUGGAGAGAUCUGCCUGCUGACCCGGGGCCGGCGCACGGCCAGUGUGAGGGCCGACACUUACUGCCGCUUGUACUCACUGAGUGUGGACAACUUUAAUGAGGUGCUGGAGGAGUACCCCAUGAUGCGGCGGGCCUUUGAGACGGUGGCGCUGGACCGCCUGGACCGCAUUGGCAAGAAGAACUCCAUUCUUCUCCACAAAGUCCAGCAUGACCUCAACUCAGGAGUCUUCAAUUACCAGGAGAAUGAGAUAAUCCAGCAGAUUGUGCAGCACGACCGUGAGAUGGCCCACUGUGCACACCGAGUCCAAGCUGCCGGCUCUGCCACCCCAACCCCCACGCCCGUCAUCUGGACUCCACUGAUCCAGGCACCGCUGCAGGCCGCUGCAGCCACCACAUCUGUGGCCAUCGCCCUCACCCACCACCCUCGCCUGCCUGCUGCCAUCUUCCGCCCUCCACCAGGACCUGGGCUAGGCAACCUCGGGGCUGGGCAGACACCCAGGCAUCUGAAGAGGCUGCAGUCCCUGAUCCCGUCGGCACUGGGCUCUGCCUCACCCGCCAGCAGCCCGUCCCAGGUGGACACACCAUCCUCCUCCUCCUUCCACAUCCAGCAGCUGGCGGGAUUCUCUGCACCCGCUGGACUGAGCCCCCUCCUGCCACCCUCCAGCUCUUCCCCGCCACCCAGGGCCUGUGGCUCCCCACCAGCCCCCACACCAUCCUCCGCUGCAGCUGCCACCACCAUGGCUGGGUUUGGCCACUUCCACAAGGCGCUGGGUGGCUCCCUGUCCUCCUCUGACUCCCCUCUGCUUACCCCACUGCAGCCAGGUGCCCGCUCCCCACAGGCUGCCCAGCUGCCACCCCCGCUGCCAGGUGCCCGGGGAGGCCUGGGACUCCUGGAGCACUUCCUGCCACCCCCACCCUCAUCCAGGUCCCCAUCAUCUAGCCCUGGGCAGCUGGGCCAGCCUCCUGGGGAGUUGUCCCCAGGGCUGGCCACCGGCCUACCAAGUACACCAGAAACACCCCCACGGCAGCCUGAGCGACCGUCCUUCAUGUCGGGGGCUUCUGGGGGGGCUUCCCCAGUAGCCUUUACCCCUCGAGGAGGCCUCAGUCCCCCUGGCCACAGCCCAGGCCCCCCAAGAACUUUCCCAAGUGCCCCACCCCGGGCCUCUGGCUCCCAUGGCUCCUUGCUCCUGCCACCUGCGUCCAGCCCCCCACCCCCCCAGGUCCCACACCUGAGCGACCGUCCUUCAUGUCGGGGGCUUCUGGGGGGGCUUCCCCAGUAG